Gadus morhua (Atlantic cod) is the source of this 16532-nucleotide messenger RNA. RefSeq names its product ankyrin 2a, neuronal (gene ank2a). Gene Ontology annotation, molecular function: protein binding. NCBI's taxonomy places the organism in Eukaryota, Metazoa, Chordata, Actinopteri, Gadiformes, Gadidae. The record is from RefSeq and is a predicted model, not a curated record. Gene Ontology annotation, biological process: signal transduction. The transcript is spliced from 52 exons. The coding region runs from base 492 to 14684 and encodes 4730 amino acids.
UGGUAAGAGGCGGGCACAGGGUGCACAGGGAUGGGAGGAGGAGGGCGUUGCAUUGCGUUGUCCAUCUCCUGACAAGCCCAUCCCAGAAAAGCGUGUGAGUGUUAUGAUAUGGAAACAAUGUUUUAGUUAGACCCUUGACUAAAGACGGGCCUACCUGUUCAAGCUAGAGCUUUCUACGGCAAAGCAUGGGCUACAGGCUGUCAACUGAUCUAACUAGCUUGUUACACAGCGGAUCCCCUGCUAUAAGACUGCUGCAGAGCCGCUAGGAGGGGAGGGGUGCGCUGGCUCCUGCGGAGGUUCUGAUACGAACAGGUUAGAGAGCUGCUCGGCGAACAAUCUCAGCUUCAUAUUUGGUUUCCGUUUGUCUCAACAAAAUGAACGCUGCGGAAUGAUCCCGGGCCUUUCCAAACCUUGAGGAUUGUGAGUGAAGCCCACCUCAACCCAGGAAAGAGGAAACACCGCGUCUCGCCUGCACCUUUCCUCGGGACGGAAUGUCGAGAAGCUCCGAGGAAAGUCACGGUCGGGGCGGUGGCUCCGAUCGAGACUUGAAGAUGGCCUCUUCUAACAACACGACCCCCGAGGGAGGACCACCGCCACUGCAUCAGAACCGUAUACGACAGUCGGACAGCAACACCAGCUUUCUGCGUGCUGCCAGGGCAGGGAACCUCGACAAAGUCCUGGAGUUUCUGAAAGGGGGAGUGGACAUCAGCACCUGUAAUCAGAACGGUCUGAACGCGCUCCACCUGGCCGCCAAGGAGGGCCAUGAGGACCUGGUGGAGGAACUGUUGGAGAGAGGUGCGCAUGUCGACUCAGCUACCAAGAAAGGAAACACUGCCCUCCACAUCGCGUCAUUGGCUGGACAGAAGGAAGUUGCCAGAAUCUUAGUGAAGAGAGGCGGGGACGUCAACGCCCAAUCACAGAAUGGCUUCACUCCGCUGUACAUGGCGGCCCAGGAGAACCACCUGGAGGUGGUGCGCUACCUGCUGGAGAAUGAGGGUAACCAGAGCAUCGCCACAGAGGUAGGCGUGUGUGACGGCUUCACCCCGCUGGCCAUCGCCCUCCAGCAGGGCCACAACUCUGUGGUCUCCCUGCUGCUGGAGCACGACACCAAGGGCAAGGUGCGGCUGCCCGCCCUGCACAUCGCCGCCCGCAAGGACGACACCAAGUCAGCGGCCCUGCUGCUGCAGAACGACCACAACGCAGACGUCCAGUCCAAGAUGAUGGUCAAUAGAACCACUGAGAAUGGGAAGAGCGGCUUCACCCCGCUGCACAUUGCUGCCCACUAUGGAAACGUCAACGUCUCCACCCUGCUGCUGAACAGAGGAGCUGCGGUGGACUUCACAGCCAGGAACGGCAUCACUCCUCUUCACGUGGCCUCCAAGCGGGGGAACACCAACAUGGUGGCGCUGUUGCUGGACAGAGGAGCUCAGAUAGACGCUAAGACAAGGGAUGGUCUCACUCCACUACACUGUGCAGCGAGGAGUGGACAUGACCCUGCCGUGGAGAUUCUGCUGGAGAAGGGAGCACCCAUGUUAGCCCGGACAAAGAACGGCCUGUCCCCACUGCACAUGUCUGCCCAAGGAGACCAUGUGGAGUGUGUAAAGCACCUACUGCAGUACAAGGCACCUGUUGAUGAUGUCACACUGGACUACCUGACCGCGCUGCAUGUCGCCGCCCACUGCGGCCACUACAGAGUCACCAAGCUACUGCUGGACAAGAGGGCCAACCCCAACACCAGAGCUCUGAAUGGCUUCACUCCACUGCACAUCGCCUGCAAGAAGAACCGGGUGAAGGUCAUGGAGCUGCUGGUGAAGUACGGAGCCUCCAUCCAGGCCAUCACUGAGUCCGGUCUGACUCCCAUCCACGUGGCAGCCUUCAUGGGUCACCUCAACAUCGUGCUGCUGCUGCUGCAGAACGGGGCCUCGCCCGAUGUCCGCAACAUUCGUGGGGAGAGUGCCCUCCACAUGGCAGCUCGGGCAGGGCAGAUGGAGGUGGUCCGCUGCCUGCUGAGGAACGGGGCUCUUGUGGACGCCGUGGCUCGCGAGGACCAGACACCGCUGCACAUCGCGUCUCGCCUGGGGAAAACAGACAUCGUCCAGCUGCUUCUGCAGCACAUGGCCCAUCCGGACGCCGCCACCACCAACGGCUACACCCCCCUCCACAUCUCCGCUCGGGAGGGGCAGGUGGAGACGGCGGCUGUGCUGCUGGAGGCUGGAGCCUCACACUCACUGGCCACCAAGAAAGGAUUCACUCCUCUCCACGUGGCAGCUAAAUAUGGAAGCCUUGAUGUGGCAAAACUCCUGCUUCAACGGAGAGCUCUGCCUGACGAUGCAGGGAAGAACGGCCUGACCCCUCUGCAUGUAGCAGCUCACUACGACAACCAGCCGGUGGCGCUGCUGCUGCUGGAUAAAGGGGCGUCCCCUCACGCCACAGCCAAGAACGGCUACACCCCGCUGCACAUCGCAGCCAAGAAGAAACAGACGGCCAUAGCGCUGGCCCUGCUGCAGUACGGGGCCGAGACCAAGGUCUUGACCAAGCAGGGGGUCAGUCCUCUGCACCUGGCCGCCCAGGAGGGUCACGCAGACAUGGUGGGCCUGCUGCUCGGGAAGGGAGCGCACGUCAACGCACCCACUAAGAGUGGACUCACUCCUCUCCACCUCUCAGCCCAGGAGGACAGAGUGAGCGCAGCAGAAGUGCUCGCUAAGCACGAGGCCCACCUGGAUCAACAAACUAAGCUUGGAUAUACCCCUCUGAUAGUGGCCUGUCACUAUGGAAACACCAAGAUGGUCAACUUCCUUUUACAGCAAGGGGCAAGCGUCAAUAGCAAAACUAAGAACGGUUACACACCACUCCACCAGGCAGCUCAACAAGGGAACACACACAUCAUCAAUGUGUUACUACAGAAUGGGGCCAAACCCAACACCACCACUCUGAAUGGAAACACGGCUCUGUCCAUCGCUCAACGGCUGGGGUACAUCUCCGUCGUGGAUACCCUCAAGGUCAUCACCGAGGAGGUCAUCACCACGACAACCACGGUGACAGAGAAACACAAGCUUAAUGUUCCGGAAACCAUGACAGAGAUUCUAGAUGUGUCUGAUGAAGAAGGUGAGGACACGAUGACGGGUGAUGGCAGUGAGUACCUGAGAGCCGAGGACCUCAGGGAGCUGGGGGAUGACUCUCUGCCAGGACACUACUUAGACGGCUUCAGCUACAUGAGCCACAACCUGGACAGGCCCAACCAGAACCCAAACCAACAUUACCAAAGAGAGGGGCUUCUCAUAGAGGAUAUGCUCUCAAGCCACCAGGUGGCAUCUUUGUCAAGAGAGAAUGAUAAGGACUCUUUCCGCCUGAGCUGGGGAACUGAGCACCUUGAUAACGUGGUGCUAUCAUCCAGCCUGCUGCAUUCUGGCCGCUCUUCCCCGUGCCUAGACCAUGACAACAGCAGCUUCCUGGUCAGUUUCAUGGUGGACGCAAGGGGAGGGGCCAUGCGCGGUUGCCGUCACAACGGCCUGCGCAUCAUAGUGCCUCCCAGAAAGUGUUCUGCGCCGACGCGGGUGACCUGCAGGCUGGUGAAGAGACACCGUCUGGCCUCCAUGCCCCCCAUGGUGGAGGGGGAGGGGUUGGCCGGGCGCAUCAUAGAAGUGGGCCCGACCGGGGCCCAGUUCCUGGGUAAGCUCCACCUCCCCACGGCUCCGCCCCCUCUUAACGAGGGCGAGAGCCUGGUCAGUCGCAUCCUGCAGCUGGGUCCUCCAGGGACCAAGUUUCUCGGGCCUGUUAUCGUGGAGAUCCCCCACUUUGCUGCCCUGCGUGGGACGGAGAGGGAGCUAGUGAUUCUGAGGAGCGAGACGGGGGAGAACUGGAGAGAGCACCACUGUGAUUACACCGAGGAAGAGCUCAACCAGAUCCUGAACGGCAUGGACGAGGAGCUGGACUCACCAGAGGAACUGGAGAAGAAGAGAAUAUGCCGCAUCAUUACCAGGGACUUCCCCCAGUACUUUGCAGUGGUGUCGCGGAUCAAACAGGACAGUCAUCUGAUUGGCCCCGAGGGCGGGGUGUUGAGCAGUACUCUGGUGCCCCAGGUCCAGGCUGUGUUUCCAGAGGGAGCCCUCACCAAGAAGAUAAGAGUUGGACUACAGGCCCAGCCAAUUGGUCUGGAGUUAGUGAGGAAGAUCCUGGGCAACAAGGCCACGUUCAGCCCUAUCGUCACGCUGGAACCCCGGAGGAGGAAGUUCCACAAACCAAUCACCAUGACGAUCCCUGUUCCCAAAAGCUCAAACAACGAUGGGACUACCACUGGGGAAACGCCCACCCUGCGUUUGCUGUGCAGUAUUACCGGUGGAACCACACCUGCCCAGUGGGAAGACAUCACCGGCUCCACUCCACUCACAUUUGUAAACCAAUGUGUGUCCUUCACCACAAAUGUCUCUGCCAGGUUCUGGCUGAUAGACUGCCGGCAGGUGCAGGAGUCGGUGAAUUUCUGUUCCCAGCUGUACAGGGAGAUUAUCUGUGUUCCUUACAUGGCCAAGUUCGUCAUCUUCGCCAAGACGCUGGAUCCCAUCGAGGCGCGGCUCCGCUGCUUCUGCAUGACGGAUGACAAGAUGGACAAGACCCUGGAGCAGCAGGAGAACUUCACAGAGGUGGCCCGCAGCCGAGACGUGGAGGUUCUGGAGGGAAAACCUAUAUUUGCUGACUGUUUUGGAAACCUGGUUCCUCUUACGAAGAGUGGACAGCACCAUUCAUUCAGCUUUUUUGCCUUCAAGGAAAACCGGCUUGCCUUGUUUAUUAAAAUUCGGGACACAGCCCAGGAGCCUUGCGGCCGUUUGUCCUUCACCAAGGACCCACGCACGUAUCGCACACUGAACCAUAACGCAAUCUGUAAUCUCAACAUCACACUCCCAACAUACUGCAAGGAGUCGGAUUCUGAUCAAGAUGCUGAUGAUGAGAGUGAGAAGAGUGACAAGAAAUAUGAUGAAACUGAAUCCACUGAGACAUUCUCCUUUCAAACAAAUCACCCUGUUGACCCAGCUACACUCGCAAGCCCCGAUCUCCUUUCAGACGUGUUUGAGAUAAAACAUGAUCUCAUUAAGAUGUCAUCUAUAUUGACAACACAAGAAAUUGACCAUCAGACCUCAACCAAUAGAGACAGAAUAGCGGCAAACAGUCUUGAGAAGAUAGUGGUGGGAGAACAUUUCAAGAAAAGUGAACAAUAUAAUGAGAAACAGGACAGGAGCAAGGUUGUUCAACAUUCUGUAGAAGGUGUGGAGUGGGUGGUAAUCUCAGACUCAAGGGUGGAUGCAUUCAUUGAGACAAAACCCUUAUCUAAAAGUGUUACAGAAGUCAUGGACAUGUCAGGCACUACUUCAUUCCCGAGCAGCGAAAUUGACCAGGGCCGUGAAAAGCUACCUAUUGACAUUAUGUCCUCUAAAGAUGACCUCAUUCAGGACAGGGUUGAACAAAUGGGGCUGAAGUCUGAUGGCAAGAGGCGCCCUCCAGAUAUCAAAAAACCUAUCCGUAGGAAACUUAAAGAAAGGGAUCAAUCGGGAUGCAGCAGUUCUGAGGGUGAGAUGGAAAGAAUGGGCUCUGAGGAGUCUCUGGAUGGGGAUAUAAUACUGGUCGAGACUGGCCUGGCACGAAGCGUAUCCAUGGAGCCUCCGACAUCUCCUUUCAUUGUUGAAACACCAAUAGGAUCAAUCAAAGAAAGGGUUAAAGCCUUACAGAAAAUGGUGCACGAAGAGGAAGAAUUAAAAAGUACACAACCAUCAGUCCCACAUGGAAAACCAAUGAUUUCCACAGAGAGGAUGGAGUCAGACAUGCCAGAACUUCCUAAAAUCCCAAAAUCGCCCAAAUCCCCCAGGUCGCAGACAGAAAGAUUAGAGGAGACUAUGUCUGUUAGAGAAUUGAUGAAAGCAUUCCAGACUGGACAGGAUCCUUCAAAGAACAAAACCGGCCUUUUUGAACACAAAGCCAUAGCUGUUACAACUAGCUCAACUUUGAAUGUCUCAAGAGAGGACUCUGAGGAAUCACAAGAUACGUCAAGCUUUUCUCAUGUGGAGGCAGACACAAAUGUGGAUGCACAUCAAGCGCAGUACAAUAAUGGAUUUGUUAGUCUAAGCAGUGACCAUAAGCCAUGUGAAGACAUGCAGAUAAGCCCUGAUCGCAGACCCUCAGAAGAUUUCAGUGCAGACAUAAAGGCUGAGCUGGAGGAAAGUCCAGAGUAUCAAUUGUUCAAGCAGACAACAAGAGUGAUGGAUGGUAAAGAUCAGCUUGAUACACCUGACGUCGGAGUUGAAUCGAAUGCAUUCCAGGAAACUGCACAGAGCACGGAUAACCAUGUAAGUGAUGAGAGUACCAAACAUCAAGGGCCAUCAGACAUUAAUGAAAAGAAAGCCUACUAUUCAGAGAAAAUUGAGGAUGACGAUAUGGAGAAGGAAAAGUCAACAAAAUACUCUGUAAUAGAUACAGUGGAGCCACAUCUCCAACAAGUUCAUGUAGAAAGGAAAGUAUCAUACAAGACAGCCACAGCCGCGAAGGAUAUGUCGGGUCUGUUGUCUGUUCUGAACAGUGAUCUGGACCAUUACCUAGAGGAAAGACCUGCAGACUACGUGUCAGAAGGGGCAAAAGAAAAAGCAGAACAAACAGGGAGCAGUCCCAAAGAUACCACGUCAGUGUCUAUGAAUUUGGUAGAGGAACCACAAUUCAAAGAGACUCGUAUUGAAAGAACCAUUUUUAAUAAACCAUCUACACAAGUGAAAGAUAUGACUGGAAUGUUGACCCUUCUAAACUCUGACUUGGAGCAAUUUCUAGCAGGCAGGCCAGUAAGUGCUCAUCAGCCAGAGCAGGAUGUUAUCCAGGAGACAUUUGAUCAGGUUAUUCUUAUCAAAAAGAAUUAUCGGGGAGACACCCUAAAAUUAUCGUGGGAGGAACAAGAUGCAACAGAUACAAAGACAGGCCUAAUACAUAACGUUGAUUUAGAGGAUAGAACUACUUCAGCAGCAGAAAUAACAGAAAUAGAACAGAGCGGUGACUUAGCGGAGAGUCAUGGAAACAGGGUUGUUGACGAUGUAGGGGUCGAAGUGUUUAGGUCAGCUUCAGUGGAGCAGAUAGCUUUCCAGGAGGUACGCAUUGAGAAAAACAUCUCCCCUCGCCAAUCUCCAACAGAGAAGGACAUGUCAGGCAUGCUGUCAUUGCUCAGUGAGGACUUGGACCAACAUGCAAAUGAGACACCAGUGGUUGGUAGGCAGCCAGAACUGGAUGGUACCCAGGACAUAUUUGAACAGGUUAUUGUUGUCCUAAAGAAUCGUCGGGGAGAUAACCUUGAAUAUUCAUGUGAGGAUAAAGAUACAACACAGGAAAAAGCAGUAGUAGAUGGUGUUGAUUUAGAGGACAAGACUACUUCAGCAACAGUUCAAAUAACAGAAAUUGUAGAGAGUACUGAAAAGGGUCGUGGAAAUAAACCUGAUGAUGUAGAAGUCGAAGCGUCAGCUUCAGUAGAGGAAAUAGCAUUCCAGGAGGUACGCAUUGAGAAAAACAUCUCCAAUCUCCAAUCUCCUAAACAGAAGGAUAUGUCAGGCAUACUGUCAUUGCUCAUUGAGGACCUCAACCAACAUGUACAUGAGACACCAUUGGUUGUGAGUCAGCCAGAAGAGGAAAGUACCCAGGAGAUACUUGAACAAGUCAUCCUCCCUCAAAAGAAUCGUCAUAGAGGCAACCUAAAAUUGUCUUUUGAGAAUAAUGAUGCAACAGAGGAAAAUACAGGCCUUGUACAUAGAGUUGAUUUAGAGGAUAUAACUACUUCAAUCGCAGAAAUAACACAGAAAGUAGUGAGUAAUGUCCUAGAGGAGGGUCAUGAAAACAUGGUUUAUGAUGAUGUAGGGGUCAAAGUGUUUGUGUCAGCUUCUGUGGAGCAAAUGGCAUUCAAGGAAGUAAGCAUUGAGAAAAACAUCUCCCAUCGCCAAUCUCCAACAGAGAAGGACAUGUCAGGCAUGCUGUCAUUGCUCAGUGAGGACUUGGACCAACAUGCAAAUGAGACACCAGUGGUUGGUAGCCAGUCAGAAGAGGAUAGUAUCCAGGACACAUUUGAACAGGUUAUUGUUGUCUUAAAGAAUCGUGGGGGAGAUAAGCUUGAAUAUUCAUGUGAGGAUAAGGAUACAACACAGGAAAAAGCAAUAGUAGAUGGUGUUGGUUUAGAGGAUAAGACUUCUUCAGCAUCAGUUGAAAUAACAGAAAUUGAAGAGAGUGGUGAAAAGGGUCGUGGAAAUACACUUGAUGAUGUCGAGGUCAAAGCGUUUUCAUCGGCCUCUGUGGAGGAAAUAGCAUUCCAGGAGGUACGCAUUCAGAAAAACAUCUCCCAUUGCCAAUCUCCAACAGAUAAGGACAUGUCAGGCAUGCUGUCAUUUCUCAGUGAGGACUUGGACCAACAGAUAUAUGAGCGACCAGUGGUUGAGAGGCACCCAGAAGAGGAUAGUACCAAGGAGAUAAUUGAACAAGUCAUCCUCCCUCAAAAGAAUUAUGGUAGAGACACUCUUCAAUUAUCUUGUCAGGAUGAGAAUGCAACCGGUGAAAAGAUAGAAGUUGUAGACAGUGUUGAUUUAGGAGAUGUAACUACUUCAGCAACAGUUGAAAUGACACAAAUAGAAGUAAGUGAAGAGUGUCAUGAAAUAUCCACUGAUGAUGUAGAGGUCAAAGCAUUGCUGUCGGCUUCAGAAGAGGAAAUAGCAUUCCAGGAAGUACGCAUUGAGAAAAAUUUCUCCCAUGGCAAAUCUCCAACAGAAAACGAUAUGUCAGGCAUGCUGUCAUUACACAGUGAGGACUUGGAUAAAGAGAUCAAGGAGGCCCCAGUAAUCAAGAUGCUACCAUCAGAGGAGCUCAUCAAAGAAACAUUUGAAGAAAUAAUCCUAGUCCAAAAGGUCCAUCAUCGGGACAUUAAAUCAUCUGGGGAAGGUGAUGAUUGCUCAAUAACAAAUGAGAAAAUACAAUUAGAAGAUAGACUUGAACAAGAAGAUGAUGCAGUUUCCAAAGAAGACACACAAGGGGAUUACAGUGACGCAGAGCCUUCUCCUUACCAUCCUGUAACAGAUUAUUACCAAGAAAAUGACCCUGAGCACAAAUCCUCAAUAGAAAAUACUAUUAUGUCAGAAGACAAGAAAAAACUGAAAGAUGAAUAUUCUUCAUCAGAGGUAAAUCUUGAAACUACAGCCAUCACAAUGCUACAUUCCAGGGACUUAUGUGAAGUCAUCAGUGGGCAACAAUCAUGCUUGACAAUAGUUGAUAGUGAGGAAGGCCGGGAAGACCCUCAGGAGAUACCAUGCCAUUUGGAAAUGCCACCAAGACCUGUAGACCUGCACACUCUAGUCCUGGGUGGCUCAGACAGACGUCCUUCAAACAGAGACUCACUAGAGUCAAGUCCUGUCAUGGAGGACAAGUCAUCAACAAACUCGCCCGAUUCAAUAGAGGCGAGCCCCUCGAGAGAAUCUCCUUGCCCAGACUCUCUAGAAGGUAGUCCAACUCACCAAAACGACACACAGACAAUUUCCGGUAACACAGUGGUCUAUGAAGACUAUUCCUCCCAACUCAAAGCCUGCUUUGGUUAUGAAAAAUCUAUUGACAAAGACGAUAACUGGCAGGAAAAUAAACCAAUAACCCAACAACUGGAAUCCAAAAUACAUUCGUUGCCGCUAAAGACACUUGAUGAAGACAGGACAAGCUCUGAUGGCAAAGUCUUGGAACAUCUUUCAAAAGACAUGGAUGAAAACUCCCCUGUUGAAGCUAAUGAAGAAGAGGAUAAUGUCACCAGUAGACAAUUUACCCCAGAAGAGGAAAUGUUUAAGAUGGCAUCAAAGAUUAAAACCUUUGAGGAAAUGGAACUGGAGACCACAAUCACAGUUGGUGAUAAAUCUGCAGAAUCUUGCACCUUAUUGGAAACUGAAUGUGAAAAUGUGGUGGAAAAUAGAGCUUUGCAAAAAGAAUUUGAAGAGAAACAAGAGCAAGUCCCUGAAGAAUGUACUACAGAGAGCACACCUGAGGUAGAUGAGCAUAGUGUUGAUCAUGAUGCAGAGGUUUCCUCAGUAGAUGGUUUAAGUUCUACUUGUGUAGCUCGUAAUUUAGAAGAGGAAGAGAAGGUACGUACAAAUAAUAUUGAGCUAGUAGCUAAGAAGUCAUUUUUGGAAAACCAAUCUGACCAGGGGUAUGAUCAACGUAAUAUUGUGCCUUGGAGUCAAAGCCAAGGAAGGAAAGAAGAUGAAGUACAAUAUGAUGGUGCAGCCAUUAAUUCACGAGUUGAAGCAGAGGGCAAUCAUAUUUUAAGCCCUGCAGAAGAGAGAAAAAACCCUGACUCACCUGGUUGUACACCACAUGAAGAUGGAGCCCCUAACCCCUUUCAAUUUCAGGAAGGUAAACUCUUUGAGAUGACACGGGGGGGUGCUGUAGACAUGACAAGUAGAAGCUGUGAAGGAGAGGAAUAUUCCUUCUUUCACAUAGAACAUCCUGUUGAUGGGGUUUUUUCAGUAAUGGCAGAAGAUUACUACACUUUCUCUGAAGAAGCACCUGAGUCACAGAGUGCUACUGAUAAUGUCCCUAUUCCAAAAUGUAGGACAUCCAUUACAAACAUGGUAGACAUUUCAGAGAGUAAACAUCUACCUUUAGAAACCAUUAAUGCAUCCAUAGAUGUUGAAUUGGGAUCUCAACCUGCUCUGGAAAGUCUAACCGCAGUCCAAAGUGAAGAUGCAAACCCAAAAUCCUCUCUAGACUACCUGGACUCUACUAUAGCGGAUCUGCGAUCGGCCACCUCCACAGUCACCCGCUCAGUAUACUCAGAGCAAAGCCCUGAUACCUCAGAUUCCUCUGCUGAGGAUGAGGAUGAGGAUGAGGAUGAGGAACCGAGCUCUGUCAUCGAGAUGCCAUCUACAACCAAUACUAAAGCAGAAUCGGACAUCCCAGCUAAUGAACUAAAUAAGGAAGACAGCAAAUCCAAAAUGCCUGUAAAAGUGCCACUGAUGUCGUCUAAGGACUAUGGUCAAAGAUGCAACGUUGAGAAACUGGCCAAUGACAAAUGCAGAACUAGGUCUGAGGCUGACAAUGGUACAAAUAAAGAUUACAAAAAAGUAGAAAGAUGUAAUUCAGAUAAUAAUUAUGAAGUGUCCAUUCUAUCUAUUAAAGCUAAGCAUGAACCAGAAGAGCACUCCUUUGACCAAUCUUUUGAAGACAACAAAGUGCAAAUGCUUUCGGCUGGAAUGGCCUCUGUUAGUUCUUCAGUGGAUAUCGAGGAUAUGAACAGUGUGGAUAACAAAAGUCCAGAUUCAGUCAUCUUCAGAUAUGAUAGCCCUUCCUUGCAGAGCUCAAAUCCCGGUGCCAAACCUUUACCCAGUGUACCUUCUGCAACAGAGGAUGUUUUUGAAUCCAGGCCCGUGUGGGAUGAUACAGUGGAAACUCAAAUGCAGAGAAUCGGCGAUGAUGAAUCUCCAGAGUAUAAGCAAGUGGAUUGGCAGGAUGAUGUUGACAGGAAAGAGGAGACCCUAGCAAUCAUUGCAGAUCUUCUUGGGUUCAGCUGGACUGAACUGGCAAGGGAGCUGGAAUUCAAUGAGGAAGAGAUCCAGUUGGUAAGGACCGAGAAUCCUAACUCUCUCCAGGAGCAAAGCCAUGCUCUACUGCAGCGCUGGACCCAACGAGAGGGCAAACAUGCCACAGAGGACUGCCUGAUUAAGAGGCUGACAAAAAUCAAUCGUAUGGACAUUGUCCACCUGAUUGAAACCCAGAAGAAUAAAUCAAUUCAAGAGCAAACUUCAAGAACAUAUGCAGAGAUAGAAAGGACACUGGAUCACAGUGAAGUGUCCGUAGCCCUAUCCUUAGUACAAGAGGAUGUAGACAGCCCCAGAAUAGUACGGAGGACGGAUUCAGACCACAAACCACCUCCCGCUGUCUCUGAAGAAGACCUAUCUGUAGCAUCACUACUCGACAUCCCUUCCUGGGCGGAGCCUAUUGCUCACACACACUCAGAAAGCAUGCAUUGUGAUCUAUUGGAGGACCUUGAGAUUCCCCAUGAAGUGAACCCCAACCUGUGGACAGAGGAUCUAUUGAAAAGGGAAUCGGCAAAUAAUGACGACGAAGAGCAAGUUCCCAUAGGGUCAUCAUUAAUGAGAGAUCAGUCACAAUCAUCAGAACAUUUCAAAUUUUUAGAGGAGAGUCAAAUCUCGGCCAUUGAGAUGCCAUCAUUGACACAUGAGAUACUCAAAUCCCUUUUCACUGAGAGUCAAUCUGCUGACCCAGAGGUACACGAUUCUAAUACAACAAGUACAAUUGAACCUGCUGUGGAGUUAGCAAGGGAUUCCAACUCGCCUCAGGAGCAGGAACAGAGCUACGAAUUCGACACAAGUGAGGAAACCCCAGUUGUCCCAGACCUUCUCAGCCAUAUUCCUGAACAGAGUGCUGGUGAACACAAUGAGGAUGAUAAAUCAGUCAUGUCAGCAGAACAAACUACAACAGCAAAGUCCAGCUCACCUCAACUUGACCAGCUGCUGUCCGACUUAGAAUAUAAACUGAAAUUAAGACCUGAGAAUCUUGACGCUGAAAAAUCGAUAUCCAGCGAUGAAAGUCCUGAAGCUGACCAACCAUAUGUGGAGUUUGAUGACCUUUCACCAGGAGAUGAAUUCCCUGAAGAAAAACGCAGAAACAAUGAAGACACCAUGUUAUCUGACUUAGACCAGGAGGAAGAUCCAGAUCAAUCAGCUCCACAAAAUGCCGUACAUGAUGGUUUUCCAAGUGAGGCUGGAAGGGAAGUCUCUAGAAUCACCCCUGAUCUAAUUAUAAUCUCCUCAGAAACAAAUGGAGUGACAGCGGAAGAGGUUCAUUAUCCUAACUUGGAGCAAAGGGAUUCUAUUAAAACUGACGAGGUUUACGCAUCGUCCCCUAUAGACAGCCAAUCAGAAGGGGUGUUUCCAUCAACACUGUGUGAUGAUAGUGCUGCCGGGCUUGUACCCUUAGUUGCGUCUCUAGAUGGUGCAGGAAUGUCUGAGGAAUGUGCAACUGAUCUGCCUGCUAUUAAUGAAGAAGAUGAAGAAGUAAUAUCUGAGAUUGAUAGGGAAAUAGAAGCAUUGUGUGAACCCUCUCUGCCACAGAAUCAUUGUUAUGUUAGUGCUGAAGAAUCACAGUGUACACGCGAUCAAGUACCACACAUGUCGGACAUUACUUCCCCAGUCAUUACAGAAACUGGGGAUCUCUCCUCUCAGUCUCCCACUGCUUUGACCUUACAAACACCUGAACCUGGAAAAGCUAACAGAUACUUUCACUUUGAGCAACUAAAUCCGUACCCCUGCUCAGGUACACCACUUUCCUUAAUCGAGGAAAACAUACAUCUUUCUUCAUUUAAAUCUCCCACUGAUAUUGGAGCAGAGACAGCCUCAGCUCCCAGUGACAACGUCAGCUUGCCAUCUAUGCAUGAAGAGAUGAACAACGCCGAACCUCCAACCUACGCAGACGUUGUGCAUGGUGUCCUCCAUACCACGAAAUACGAGAGCUCGGAUCCAGAGGCUUUCUUUGACUGUCAACAGGCCUCCCCUGAAUCAUCAGAGACUGAGGCUGGUGAUGCUAAGAGAGAGAGUAGGUCACAGAGAAGACAGCCCGAUGAUCGUUUUAAUUUGCAAAGAAGGGAAAAACCAAAUGUUAAAUUUAACGACUCUGCGAUUCAAAUCCAUGAGCCAAGAGUCCUGUGGUCUUCUGGGAGUGAAAGUUAUGAAGAUGCAUCGUAUGUGAACGAGUCUUCUGAGGACAUUUAUGUAGAGAGUGAAGAAAUGGUCCACUCUCACAAUUCAAACAAUGAGGAUUCUGCAUUCUAUGAAGCUUCAAAAAAACAUGCUGCUAGGGGAGGGCCAGAGCCUGUUGAAGAAGAUACAUCUCUGGCAAGGGAGAUCGCUGAUGAACUUGGAACAAUAUCAGAAACUUCUGAUGACGAAUAUUUGACCACAAGAAUAGUGCGAAGAAUUGUUAUGAAGGCUGAUGAAAUGCCCGAUCUCCCCCAAUCUGUAACAGAAGAGAAGUACACAGAUGAAAACGGACAUGUUGUGAUCAAAAGGGUGACACGCAAGGUCAUCCGUAAGUGUGUUUCUGCUGAUGGCAUGGAGUGUGAGGAGCUAUCGGCGGUGGGAGCACCCCAGGGCUCCCGCGGUAUGGUGCUUGGAGACGGCUCCUCCAAGGGGCUGAGGAGAACCAUUAUCAAGAGCGAAGGAGACCAAACCGAGGUGACCUUCUCUGAGCUGGAGGCUGCGGUGGCUGGGGAUUGUCAUGUCAGGACUGGGAGGACCACAGUUGUCGAGGGCCAGCGGACAGUGGAGCUUGCCUCCACUCAGGACGACUGCAAACAGACCCUGGGAUACAUACAGGGUUUAAAAAGAGUUGAGAUUCCUGAUGUGAUAGAAAGAGCGAUUGUCAGAGAUGAUGGGACGAUGGUCCAGAGGGUUCGAGUCCAUAGAGCUCGCACCCAGAGGAGGACGGUGGUGAGGGGAGCCAGCCUUGGGAACAGAGUCUUCCCGGAGCGGGAGGAUGACUCCAGCAGAAGACCCCAACCCCGCAGCCUCAAGCUGCAGCUCCCUCAGCCCAACCACCGCCUCCACAAAGAAGGGGUCGAAGACGGCAACGAAUCGGACGACGAAGCGGAGGACGACAGAGAGGAUGAAGAAGAGAAAAGGAAGAUAUAAAACCCCUCCCCCCUUUUUUUCUCACCAAUCCUAUGCAUGGGCCUCAUGCGUUGCCACCUACCAGUCUUCCUCCAUGAUGUUUCCUUCACCAGUCAGGAUGUUUUCCCUUCCCUUGCCUCGUUGUGUAACUCGACAUGGUUGCUCUUCUCUAUCAAACUAAAUUGUAUUUUUUUGCUAUUAUUUUAUUUUUGUGGCAAAAGAAUGUGCCUGAUUUGUUUUUGAUGUCAUGAUCAUUUGUCCUGGAUGUAAUUUUUUUUUUUUCUGUGGUAGAAUAAUGCAAAACAAAGCAAAAAUAGAUUAGAUAUUUACAACAGCUAUCUCACAAAGCUCUGACAGAGAAAUACCAGAGAAAACGAAACACUGGUUCGUAUGUGCUUGGACUUGGACACUAUACCACUGCACUGCCUCUCACCAAACCACACAUUUAUUAUAAUUUAUCACUUGGAUCUAUAUUCAAAUCACUGUAUACCUAAAAGUAUCUCCACGUUUGUCUAGGGGUCAAGAUGUCACCAAAAACAAAUACAUAUAACUUUAUUAACAUUGAAAUUCGUAUGUACUGCUGCCGUGUUUUGUGUAUGCUAUGUGAUAUUUGUCUCUGAAAGGUAUAUAUAUAUAUUCUAGAAAUUACGAACAACUGUAGCCUAUGGAAUAUUAAUCACCCAUGUAAAGUAGAGCAGGCAUGACUAAUCAAAAUCUGACACUAUGCUAACUAGCUAUAGGCUGCUUCCUGAAUCUAGUUGUUUUUUUUGCCUCAAUUGCUUUUUAAGGUGUCUCUGUAUCUCAUACCUCUUUUUUCUUUGUGUCUCAUUGUCAAUGUCGUUUUUUUGUCUGUUUUGUGCAGUUUUUACUUCAUAAUAUGAGCAGUGUGUAUGCUUCUGGGUGAGCUUUUGUGCGCUUAAAUGUGUUUGUGCGCGUACAAGUUGUGAUUGAGUCGGAUACGGUUGAUCGACAGCUGCGUCGAAGAGAAUAUUUUUUGAAAGAUUGUAAGCAGCUCUUCUGGAGAUGUCCUAUUUUAGCAUUCUUUUUUAAGUGUGUGUGUGUGAAAGGGGAUUCAUUUAAAUCUUUAUUUUAUGGAUAUAUAUUGUUUCCUUUAAAUAGGUAUUACUUAAAAUUAUUGUUUGGUAGAGUUUAAUUGUAGGUUGUUAGUGUAUAUUAUUAUUUUUAGGUAAAGAUACUUUGGUUCAAAUGGUCAGUAGACAUGUCGUCAGUUAUUUUUUUAGUGGUCCUUUUGCCCAGAUUGUGUGGUACCAGGUUUUUGUGUUUUGUAUUCGCUUGCUUGUGAGGGGAUCGGUUUUUAUUUAUUUAUCUUUUUCCAGCCAAAAAAUAGAAGAAAUGCUAAUAAGACACCACUAUAUUGCACUCCUGAAUGUCUGACAGGUAUAAGCGUUCAUGCCCAUUGAACAGAAGAAAGAGUUUCAAUGUUAAGCUUAUAAAAGGCCGGACACGGCAUGAGGGCACACCAACAUGUGGGUGUGAUGGGGCUGGUUGAACCCUUAUCUCUUGUAUCAUUCACAGCUUGGAGCCUCGCUACUGAACCUAUAGUCAACCUGUGAUGUACUUUCUCUGUUUUCCUUUGAUUGCGAUUUAGAAUAGUAGAUGCAAAAUGCUGACCUAGUAGGCAUUCACUGUGACAUUUUUUUUUUGAGGAAACAGAAUUAAGUUUCUGUGGUGAUGAUAGUUCUAUACAUAUAUUAUGGGACACAUAUAUUAUAUAUAUAUAUAUACAUAUAUAUAUAUAAUGUAUUAUGGGGGCAUGUGUUACUUUAUCAAACUUGUAAAAGACCAAUGUAAACUGGCUGCAGUGUGUCUAUGGCUAAUCAUGGCUGAGAAUAAAGUGUACAACAAGAA